This is a messenger RNA of Aureobasidium pullulans EXF-150, 3213 nucleotides long. Its product is annotated as male sterility protein. The record is from RefSeq and is a predicted model, not a curated record. Bases 1 to 3213 code for a protein of 1070 amino acids. The transcript is spliced from 2 exons. NCBI's taxonomy places the organism in Eukaryota, Fungi, Ascomycota, Dothideomycetes, Dothideales, Saccotheciaceae. Gene Ontology annotation, molecular function: phosphopantetheine binding.
AUGGUGCCGAUAGCAACAGCAAACCUGAGGGAUGAUUUGAGAACAUCAAGAUCGAGUGUAUAUCCUGCAAAAGGCGCAGAUGCGAGAUUGCAAGAAUUGUGGACUCGACAUGGUGAUCCUCAGAGUGAUAGAUAUACGAAUCCCGACCUGAUCAGUCUGCCAUCACUUGUUCGGUAUAAUGCCUUGAUGUAUCCUGCUCAGAUUGCAUAUCUGGUCCCGAAGGCAGACAACUUCGACAGGAUAACCUGGCAAGAAUUCGAUGUUCUUACAGAUCUCUGCUCUGCCUAUUAUGCCGAAGCAUUCAGCCACGAGAUCUCUACUAGUAACGCCACUUCAUCACAACCGACUAUUGCUUUGCUUGGGACUGGACACACCUUCGAGUACUGGGUCACUCAAAUUGGUCUCUGCAAGCUGGGAGUACGAUUACUAUUAUUAAGCGACAAGAAUGCCGACGUGGCUCGAGACCACCUGCUCCAAGUCUGUAAUGCGACGGGUAUCGUGAUUGAGCAGCGACUCGCCAGAUCUUGGAGCAAUCCAGAAUACACUACAGUCACCAUACCUAGUAUGUCGUACCUACGAGCUUCGAGGCCGAGCAGCACAUACGCUGGCUUCGAGUCUGUUGACGUGUGGAACCAGCAUGCCAUGAUCAUUCACUCGAGUGGCUCAACAGGCUUGCCAAAGCCCAUCAUUCAUACCAACCGAAGCCUGAUGCUCAUCGCAAGGAUGUACCGAUUGUUCCAAAGCUUUGUUAUUGAGAAUUGGUACAACUGCUUUCCGCUAUACCACAUUGCUGGCGUUUCCAUCAUUCUCGGUGGUCUACCUUCUGCUCUUCCGACGAGUUUCCCUCCCGAGAAUUGGCCACCUUCGCCCGGUGCAAUGCUCUCUGCGUGGCGUAAGCUGGAAACCCUGGGUCAUCCUGUAAAUUGCUUGCAUUGUGCACCAUCAGUCAUUGAGGAUCUCUACGAGUACAUGUCGCUGGAAGGGAACUCGGAAUAUUCACCAUUCCUUCGGCUCAAGAUUUUGCAGCCGGGCGGCGCAGCUUUGUCGCCAGUCCUUCUCAGAAGACUGACUGACAUGGGAAUCAACGUCAAAACAACUUAUGGUUCUACUGAAAUUGGACCGCCGUUUCGAACUAUUCCGGAUACCAGAGAUAAUGCGAAAUGCUACAACGUACGAACAUUGUUCCCUGAUAACUCUCUAGUGCGGAUGGAACCCCAGGGAGAAGGUCUGUUCGAGUGCGUUGUAUACAAGGGGUUUGCCCUAGCAGCCGAGCUCUGGCCGACUCCCGAUGCCCCGAAUCCUUAUCGAACCAACGACUUGUUUCUGGAAGAUCCACCAGGUAGCGGACUGUUCGUGCUACAAGGCAGAAAAGAUGACAUCAUUGUCCACUCAAAUGGCGAGAAGACAAAUGCAUUACCACUACAGAUGGCCAUCGAGGAGUGUCACUCAGCUAUCAGUAAAGUUGUAGUGUUCGGCACCGACUACCCGUGCACCUCGGCGAUCAUUCAGCUAUCAGAAGAAGGCCUUUCCGGUCAUGAAGAUAUUCUGAGAUCGAUCGAACAAGCAUGCAAAGCCUUCCCUGCAUACUCUCAGGUGGACCAGUCAAUGACCGUGAUUCUCCCCAGGGGCAAAAUACUGCCAAUCACCCCGAAAGGCAAUGUUCGUCGGAAAGAGGCAUGGAAAUUGUAUGGUGCGGAAAUUGAACAGCUAUACGCCAACCAAGCAAACGGAGAGCCAAGCGAUGUAACCAAUAUCCCAGCGUUUGAUCUUGACAAUACAGCUUUCGUCCGUCACUGCGUGGCUCAAGUCUCGAAUUCACCCAUCGAAGUCGUCACAGAGAAUCUUAGUUUCUAUGACUUAGGUCUCAACUCGCAAAUGGCGGUCAGAUUGCGACCUCAAUUAGCUCAUCGCUUUGGCAAAUUUCCACUGAUGUACAUUUUUGAGUACCCUUCAGUGUCGAAGUUGACAGAAGCACUGUCUCGUCCUAGUUUUGACCAAAGCGUCAUCUCACCUUCGGUUUCACAAUUUGCCUGGAUUCAAGAUACCAUUGCACGCUAUACAUCCGAGAUUCAGUCUUGGUCAAAGCCGGAAGUCAAGAUACACGAGGGCAAACGACAAGUCGUCUAUCUGACAGGCGCGACUGGAGCACUGGGCAAUGCUUUGAUUGCUGAACUUGUCACCAAUCCCAACGUCAGCAAAGUUUAUUGUGCUAUCAGAGGCGCCCAAGCCCGGGAGCGACUCGUAGAUCAGCUCCGAGUUCGGGGCUACGAUAUGCAAGUAGCUGUCAGUGACAAGCUGGCGGCUGUGGCGUAUGACAUGUCCGAUGUCAGUCUUGGCCUUGACAAGAACCAGUAUUCGAAGCUAGCAUCGGAAGUUACUACAGUUAUCCACAAUGCUUGGAAAAUGGAUUUCAAUCAAAAAGUGGACAUGUUUGAGAAAGACUGUCUCUGCAGCUCCUUGAAUCUGCUGCGGUUCUGUCAGGAGUUGACUGAAAAAAGAUUUGUCUUCACGAGCAGUGUUGCCACGAAUAUGGGCAAAGACGCCAGAAAAUCUGUCGAGGAAACGCCAAUCGCCAACAAUCCUGCACUCGCUCUAGAGACCGGAUACGCGCAAAGCAAGUUCAUCGUCGAGCGGAUAACUCAAGAGUAUGCCCGUAUAACUGGAUCCCCCGUACAGAUUUGUCGUGUGGGUCAGCUUUGCGGGCAUACGACCUUGGGCUCUUGGAACACUUCCGAGAUGUUUCCCAUCAUGAUUGCUACUGGCCUGAAGUACCUCAAUGCCAUGCCGACUUUCGACAAGCAAACAGUCGACUGGCUUCCAGUUGAUAUCUGUGCAAAGGCUAUCAACACCUUGAUUUCUACUCCUAUGAGCGACGUCAGCUAUGCACUCCAUAACCUGGUGAACCCGUCUACUAUCUCGUGGUCUGAAUUCCUCAAUGCAUUGGAACAUGCUUUUGAUUCGCAAUUUGAGCGCAUCGACAUGCACGAAUGGGUUGCACGAUUGCAAGAUCUGAGCGAGAAAGUAGACGACGUGCCCGGAGCAAAGCUGCUAGGAUUCUUCGAGAACAUGGUUGAAGAGGAACAAGCGACUCCGCAAUUUGAAACCUCCAAGACUGCUACUCUUGUACCGAGGCUAAGAGACUGUGAGGCGGUUGAUGGCAAGCUGCUAAAGCUGUACUUGGGGCGAUGGCGAGCUGAUGGGUUCCUGACCUGA